Sturnus vulgaris (Common starling) is the source of this 2168-nucleotide messenger RNA. RefSeq names its product cartilage acidic protein 1 (gene CRTAC1). Gene Ontology annotation, biological process: axonal fasciculation. Lineage: Eukaryota; Metazoa; Chordata; Aves; Passeriformes; Sturnidae. The record is from RefSeq and is a predicted model, not a curated record. Gene Ontology annotation, molecular function: calcium ion binding.
AUGCGCUCCCGCCGCCGUGGGGGCGCCGGGCGGCCCCCCUGGCCCGUGUCCAGGAUGCUGGCGUUGUGCCUGCUGUCCCUGGCCUGGCUCAGCGAGGGCUCCCAGCGCAGCGAGCCCAUGUUUGCAGCCGUCACCCACCGCCUUCUCCCGCCUGACUACGACAGCAAUCCCACACAGCUCAACUAUGGCGUGGCUGUCACCGACCUGGAUGCCGAUGGUGACUUCGAGAUUGUGGUGGCAGGGUACAAUGGCCCCAACCUGGUGCUCAAGUAUGACAAGGCACAGGGGCGGCUGGUGAACGUGGCAGAGGAUGAGAGGGGCUCCCCGUACUACGCACUGCGGGACCGGCAGGGCAACGCCAUCGGUGUGACAGCCUGUGACAUCGACGGCGAUGGCCGUGAGGAGAUCUACUUCCUCAACACCAACAACGCUUUCUCUGGCAUGGCCACCUACACAGACAAGCUCUUCAAGCUCCGCAAUGGGCGCUGGGAGGACAUCUUGAGUGACGAGGUGAACCGGGACGUGGCCAGCCGCUUUGCCGGGCGUUCCGUUGCCUGCGUGGACCGGACGGGUUCCGGCAGGUAUUCCAUCUACAUCGCCAACUAUGCCAGCGGCAACGUGGGCCCCCAUGCCCUGAUUGAGAUGGAUGUGGCUGCCAGUGACCCUGCCCGUGGUGUCGUGGUGCUGGUGGAUGUGGCCGCCCAGGCUGGCGUCAGCAAGUACACAGGGGGCCGUGGGGUGGCCGUGGGCCCCAUCUUGAGUGACAGUGCCUCUGACAUAUUCUGCGGUAAUGAGAACAGCCCAAAUUUCCUCUUCCACAACCGGGGAGACGGGACGUACAGGGACGUGGCAGCUGCUGUGGGGCUGGAUGACCCCUACCAGCACGGACGCGGUGUGGCGCUGGCUGACUUCAACCGCGACGGGCGAGUGGACAUCGUCUAUGGCAACUGGAACGGGCCGCACCGCCUCUACCUGCAGAGCGGAGCUCCUGGGCGUGUGCGAUUCCGGGACAUCGCCACCCCCAAGUUCUCCAUGCCGUCCCCCGUCCGCACCGUCAUCGCAGCCGACUUCGACAACGACCAGGAGCUGGAGGUUUUCUUCAACAACAUCGCUUACCGCGGUUCCUCCGCCAAUCGCCUCUUCCGGCUCAUCCGCAGAGAACACUCAGACCCCAUUGUGGAAGAGCUGAAUCCAGGGGAUGCACUGGAGCCCGAGGGACGGGGCACAGGAGGUGCAGUGACAGAUUUUGAUGGUGAUGGGAUGCUGGACCUCAUCCUAUCCCAUGGCGAGUCCAUGGCACAGCCAAUCUCCAUCUUCAAGGGCACCCAGGGCACCAACAACAACUGGCUGCGUGUCAUCCCCCGUACCCGCUUCGGGGCCUUUGCACGGGGGGCCAAGGUUGUGCUGUUCACCCGGCGCAGCGGGGCCCACCUGCGCAUCAUCGACGGUGGCUCCGGCUAUCUCUGCGAGAUGGAGCCUGUGGCACACUUCGGACUGGGGCAUGACAAAGCCAGCAGCCUGGAGGUGACUUGGCCAGAUGGCCGUGUGGUGUCACGAGCUGUGGCGAGCAGUGAGACCAACUCUGUCCUGGAGAUCCCCUACCCUCUGGAUGUGGAGGAGCCACUCAUGCCUGCCCCGCUGGAGUGCGGGCAGGGAUUCUCCCAGCACGAGAAUGGACGCUGUGUAGACACAAACGAGUGCACUGAGUUCCCCUUCAUCUGUCCCCGGGACAAGCCCAUGUGCAUCAACACCUAUGGCGGGUACCGCUGUCGCAGCAACAAGCGCUGCAGCCGGGGCUUUGAGCCAAACGAGGAUGGCACAGCUUGCGUGGACAUCGACGAGUGUGCUCAGGGCUUGCACAACUGCAGCCAGCUCUGCACCAACACCCCUGGGGCACACACCUGCCUCUGCCGCCCAGGCUUUCGUCCCCUUGAUCCGGCUGCCAGCCGGUGCCUGGACAUAGAUGAAUGCCAGGCACAGCCUGGCCCCUGCGACCAUAUCUGCCACAACAGCCCUGGCUCCUUCCACUGCCACUGUCACCACGGCUUCUCCCUGGGUGCUGGUGGACGCUGUCAGCACAAUUAGCCUUCUCUGGCACAGCAAGGUGUUCCCUGCUACCCCCCAGCACUGUGCUGGUACCAACUGAAUAAACCCUUUCCUGCACUGUA